Molecule: messenger RNA, 2409 nt
Organism: Guillardia theta CCMP2712
Lineage: Eukaryota; Cryptophyceae; Pyrenomonadales; Geminigeraceae
Exons: 8
Coding region: 1-2409 (802 amino acids)
Source: RefSeq, a predicted model, not a curated record
AUGGCGAUGCGAGAGGGGAAGAUGAGAGGGGUAGGAUGCGGUCAAGAGAGAGCAUGUGCUGAGGCUUCGAGCGCCCAGGCUCGUCCAGGGCAAUAUGAGCCUGGAAACAAUGGCUUCGAGAACAUCCUUGCGCCUGCCAUCGCCGAAGGGUUCGACGCGCUAUCGCAGUUCGGCAACGCCUUCCAGGGAGCCUCCCAUAUCUUUCCCCUCAAGUCGCAAGAGUCCCCCAAGCAAUCCCCACCUCCUCCUCGCCCUCCUCGUCAGUCUCAGACCAUCAAGCCAGGGGAGAUCUGGUGUCCAGAGUACGACGCAGAGCUUCUCCAUUCUUUGAGGAGAGGAAACAGCCAGGCAUCGACUCCUAAAGUUCUUCCUCACGUCGUGCAGGAGCUGAAGCCGCGGGCUGCCUCAUCCACCAUGCAGGACUCUCGCAUUCACGUCACCUCCGACAGAGAUCUCGACGUCGCGGCGCUCGACUCAGGCAGGGCAGGUGCUGGUCAGUCUCAGCAGCAGUCCUCCUCGCAUCAGGGGGCUCCUUCUUCCAACGCCCGGACGACGAUGCAGACGGUGACGACCAACGAGUCGCUGGAGCAUCCGGUGAAGGUCACACACGGUGAGGAGGAGAUCAUCUACAACAUUCCCGGGCUCGAAAUCCUUCCGGACGAGACGGAAAUCUUUCAGGAGUACCAGAAUCAAGCUUGGAACGGGUGGCAGGAGGGAGUAGUACACGUAGCCACUCCCAUGCAAGAGGUUACAGAUGCUAUGGAGCUUACAGAGAAUCGGGCGGUGCGGGCACAGGCAGUAGAGUUCUCUACCACUCCCGUGCGCUUCAUGUCCCAGGUGCCCAACAUGUUCCCCCAGAGUUUAGAACCUCAGAGCACGACCAAGAAUCCCGUGAGAACCUCCCAGCUCGACCUCAGCGUCUCCCCACCUGGCCCACAGUACAUCCCUCCUUCCGAGCAGAAGCCGAUCCACAAGGAAAUCAGGAGCGAGCCUCUGAGCAUGGAAUAUCUCAACGUUCCGGCUCCAGCUCCAGCUCCGGCUCCGGCUCCGGCUCCGGCUCCAGCUUUUCCUCCUCCUGUUCAUCAGCCACAUGCUGCGAAGUGGGUCGGGGAGGCGCCGCCAGCUGGCCAUCCUCCGUCGAUGGCGAGUGAGGAUUACAUCUAUCAGUACAGCACUUUGUCAUACAUCCAGCAGAGGAGUUGCUCGAUGGUGUUCAUGAACGUGGCUACCGUGCUGCUGUUGAGCGCAGACAUCGUGCUGGUUAGCCACUGCCUUGCUGUCUGGGUUCCGAGUGAAGAGGUUUUCAGGCCUCGUCUCCUCCUUCGCAUCAACUAUUCUCCUGGUGCGAGCGGCCUCACCCUGUACAACCCUCACCCUUCCCAGAUGUUCGUUGCGAGGAGAUACCAGGCGUCGCUCGCCUGCCUCUACAUGAUCAGCAUCCUUCUCUCCUCCGGCGGCCUCGUCCUCUCGGGCUUCGAGACGUGGAUGGAAGAGGAGGGCUGGUCGCAGGGCCUCGAGCUCUCCUCCGGCGUCAGGAUUCUCCUCCGAUCCGUGUGGAUUUCUAUCAGGAUCCUCCUGCUCCUGUCAGUGAUAGACCAGCUGCUGUCCCUCGCUGACUCCUCCUCCUCCAGGGGGCACUGCCUGCAGAUCAAUUUCAUCCGCCUAUCCAACAUGUCCCCGCCUCCUCUGCCUCCUGCCCCUGCCCCUGCCCCUGCCCCUGCCCCUGCCCCUGCCCCUGCCCCUGCCCCUGCCCCUUCCUCUUCUUACGCAGCAUCAUCGAUGCUGGAAAUGCAGCAGCAGCAGAAGCAAGGAGGCAACGUGGGCAACACGAAGCAGGAGGAGCAGGAGCGGACAGGGGCAGCAGGAGCGCAGGAGCGCCUGAAGCAAGCAAGCGUCGCUCUCCCUCGCUUCCAGCAAGCGCAGCCGCCACCUCCCUCCAUGAUUCUGGAGGAUCAAACCAACAGGAAUCGAACUUCUUCCCCCUCCUCAUCCGGCAUGCAGCAUCCCAGCAGGAGCCCUCGAGGUGUCGGAGCCCAGCAACAGAACCACCAGGAUGCCCAGCACAAGAUCCAGCUGAACCUGACGCCGAGGAGCGCAUCCUCUCAGUACUCUACGUCGUCCCAGCAGCAGCAGCAGGCUCGACUUCCUUUGCCUCCUCCUCCUCACAAGAUCGCAGCCAACAGCCUGACUCCCAGGAGCCUUGACUUCUUCGCGUCCUCACAGAAGGGAGCAGGCAGCACAGCGUCUCCUCUCAGAGCCGUCAAAUCACAAGAGGAAGCCACGCGUAUGGCCAGCAUCCUCCCAACAGAUCAGGCUAGUCUCCUUGAUACUUUGUUUGUUUCCUCCACCUUCACCGACUUUGUCUUUCCCCGUUCCUCCCACUGCCCCUUUCUCCUUCAACCCUCCUAA